Messenger RNA from Amphibalanus amphitrite, 3315 nucleotides. RefSeq lists its product as uncharacterized. The transcript is spliced from 2 exons. Bases 1 to 3315 code for a protein of 1104 amino acids. NCBI's taxonomy places the organism in Eukaryota, Metazoa, Arthropoda, Thecostraca, Balanomorpha, Balanidae. The record is from RefSeq and is a predicted model, not a curated record.
AUGCUUCAGAAGCAGCGGCUGCCCCUGCCGCUGUCGCUGCUGGCGCUUCGACUGCUGCCGCAGUGGCUGAUGAACACGCAGCCGCAGACACGAUAUACGAAAGGAGAUGCUCACAGCGCCAUCGCCGGAUUCCUGCACCUGAGGACAAGUGACGCCUACGUGAAGGCCAAGGAGAAGCUCGUCGCUCGGUAUGGGAACGACUUCCUCAUCGCCAGCAGCUACCUGAAGCGCCUGAGGGAGUGGUCGGCAGUGAAGUCCGGGGACAGCAAAGGACUCCAGCGAUUGGCAGACUUCUUGGAGCACUGUCACAUGGCGUCUUCGGCCAUCCCAGGUAUGAGAGCGCUGGAUGAUCCUCACACGAUCCAGAUGGUACUGAAGAAGCUCCCUGUCUAUAUCGCGGACAGGUGGAAGCGCCUCGUCGACUCCAGCGUCUACGGACCGACGCCGCACUACCCAAGCUUCGCUGACUUCGUUCAGCUCGUCUCUACGGAGGGGCGUAUCGCCUGUGGUCCGGUGAGCAGCGGCGCGCAGUCUGAAGAGAGCCCACCUGCAAGGAACAUCCGUGGCAAGGCGCAUGCGUUCACAUCAAGUCACGAGAAGUGUGAAGCGUGUGGGCACCAAAGCGAGGAGCAACGGGCCACCCAGCAAGUCACGACCGCACGAGCAGUACGCCGCCCGUGCGUCAUCUGUACCCAACCCCACGACGUGCACACAUGCAAGAAGUUCAUGGCCUUGCGCCUUGACGAGCGCAAAGAAGAGGUCAUGAAGAAGAGGCUAUGCAGAGGGUGCCUGAAGCCAGGACACAUUUGGCGUGACUGUCGAAGAAGAGAUAAGUGCGACAAGUGCCAGAUGUCGCACCCAACGCUGCUGCACGAUGACAAGCUCAUGAAGACGACAGCGAGCGCAUGCAGUCACGACAAGACAAGUAGCGGCAAGCAGCAUGGCGGCGACACACAGGUGAAGGCAUCUUCGCUGCGAUCUACCGCUCAGAGCACCGGGGAUGUCGGAGUGUCCAAUUGCCACACUAUGAUAGUUCCCGUGAAGCUGUAUCACGAAAAUCAACCGGAGCAGCCCAUCAUCACCUACGCUCUGCUGGACCCGCAAUCGGACGCAAGUUUCGUGACGGAGGCCCUCUGCGACGUCCUCCAGCCAGAGAGUACAGAAGUGGAGCUUCAGCUAAGCACAUUGAACGGACGCAAAAUCGUCAGGUGCUCGUCGGCGUCCGGACUGGUUGUGGAGAGCUCGGAAGGGGGACCGGCAGUGGACCUCCCUACGCUCUACUCACGUCACGAGAUCCCAGCAGACCGAGAGCUGAUACCCCGACGGGAAACGUGCCUCAAGUGGCCGCACCUUCGCCAGGUGGCAGAGAAGAUGCCGGAAUACCACGCAGAGGCAGAGAUAGGACUCCUUCUGGGAGUCAACUGUCCGCGCAUCAUCAAGCCCAGAGAAGUUAUUCCCGGCGAAGAGGACGAUCCGUGGGCCGUGCGUACGCUUCUCGGAUGGGGCAUCGUGAGAUGUGUCAGCGAGAGCCAGCCGACGGGAUGCUUCUACGUCGGCACAGGUCAGGGAAAGAAGAUGUGCCACUUCGCAUACCGGACUCGAGUGAAGGAUGUCAGCCUACGGCAGGUCCAACAGGUCUUCGACAGCGGCUUCUUCGACCAGAGACAAGAGAAGACAGUGUCGCAAGAAGAUCAGCAGUUCAUCAAGAUGAUGACCAGCGGCAUGCACCAAGUGGAAGGAGGCCACUACGAAGCGCCUCUUCCGAUGAAGGACGAGAAGACAAUGCCAGACAAUAGGGAUCUCGCGGUCGCCAGACUGUCUCAGCUCAAGAGGAGGCUCCUUCGAGACGAGAAGCUGCGCGACGAGUACACAGCUUUCAUGAGCGAUCUUCUCUUGAAGGGAUACGCUGAGCCGGUUCCGGACGACGGACAGAUGGAAACGGACAUGAUCAACUAUGUGCCACAUCACGGAGUCUACCACGAGAAGAAGGGCAAGUUGAGAGUCGUGUUCGACUGCAGCGCGAUGUGCAAGAACGACUGCCUGAAUAGCCACCUCCUCCAGGGCCCAGACGUCAACAACGACCUCACUGGCAUCUUGGUGCGGUUCAGAGAGGCCCCCGUGGCAUUCAGUGGCGACAUCGAGGGCAUGUUCCACCAAGUGCGCGUCAACCCAGAGCAUCGUGACCUUCUCCGGUUUCUCUGGUGGGACAACGGAGACCUCAACGAACAGCCUCGAGAGUACCGCAUGUGCACUCACCUCUUCGGAGCCACCAGUUCUCCAGCGGUCGCUUUGUUUGCUCUGAAGAAGACGGCCGCCACGUACGGAGAGGAGUUCUCGCCCGAGGCCGCGUCCUUUGUGGAGCGGAACUUCUACAUCGACGAUGGAGUGGCUUCAACGAAGACUACGGAAGAGGCGGUGCAACUGAUACAAGACGCGGCUGGUCUCUGCCUGAAGGGGGGUUUCAAACUCCACAAGUUUACCUCGAACGACAGGGACGUCUUGAAGACACUACCUGUGUACAGCUUGUCCAAGAGCUGUCAAGCUGCGCUGGACGAGGAGCUGCCUCUCCCGCGUGAACGCGUCCUGGGACUGAACUGGGACAUGGAUGACGACACGCUCUGCAUCGACGUGACCCUGCCCUGCAAGCCGGCAACCAGAAGGGGUAUAUUGUCAUCCGUGAGUACGAUCUACGAUCCUCUCGGGCUCAUCUCUCCGUGCAUUCUUGCGGCCAAGAACAUCCUGAAACGGUUGUGCGUGGACAAGUACAGCUGGGACGACUUGAUUCCGGAGGACAUGGAGCGAGAAUGGCGUCUCUGGAAAGAAGACAUAGAGCGCCUGUCCACACUGAAGAUCCCACGCUGCUACGUCACGACGGAACUCGGUGAAGUUGAGAGAUAUGAGGUCCACCACUUCUCGGACGCGAGCUACGAUGGAUGUGGGCAGUGCUCGUACCUCAGGACCAUCUACAACAACGACAAGAUCACCAGCAUGUUGAUAAUGUCAAAGGCCAGAGUCACGCCUGUCAGAGCCGUGACGAUCCCGCGACUGGAGCUGGUGGGCGCCCUGAUGUCGGCGAAGGUGAGCUCUUUCCUCAGGAACGAGCUGGCGAUUGGCGACUACCAGGAGUACUACUGGACUGACAGCCGUGCCGUGCUCGGCUACAUACGGAACGAGACGAAGAGGUUCCACGUCUUCGUCGCCAACAGGGUCGAAGACAUCAGGCAGCUCUCGGAACCGUCACAGUGGCGCUACAUCGAUUCGAAGAGUAACCCAGCGGAUCUUAGUCCCGGGGAGCAAGCGCCAGUGAGCUGCUGA